AUGAAUAUGAAGGGCUUCAUCAUCCUCGCGGCUUUUGCUCUUGGCACUCAUGCCCUCUUCGCCCGCGACAACAGCAGCAGCAUUUGCUGCUUUCAACUUAACAGCCCCGCCGGUCCUGUCGGCCAGCUUAGUGAUGGACAAAACCGUGUCGGUGAUAACAGUCUGCCUACUGCGCAGUUUUGUAUUAGCGCAGAUGGCUCUAUCACCGAUGGCAGUGGCCGUGGCUGUAUUCUAACCCCACCGACUACUCAGUUUCAAUGUGAUGUGGGUGCUACUCCUACCCCAGGUUUCUCUAUUAGCUCUUCUGGCUUGCUGGAGUUCAACGGAAACCCUACCUUCAUUGUCUGCGAGACCGGCCAGAACGGUGGUGAGAACAUCCAUACCGCGGAACCCAUCCCUCUCGGCCAGUGCACAAAUAUACAGUUAACAGCCAACGCAUGCUUCGGCACUCCCUCUAUGAAAGCCGUCACUAGGACAGCCGCCACUAAGACCGCCACCACUACGGCAGCCGCCACUACGACAGCCGCCACUACGGCAGCCACCACUACGGCAGCCACCACUACGGCAGCCGCCACUACGACAGCCGCCACUACGACAGUCGCCGCAUCGGCGAGCAGUAGCUGUCCCACCACCCUGUCCUCAGGCAACUUUGAGUUCCCACAUCUGAUCAUCCCUAUCAAUUCAGCGUCUCCCGGAACCGCCGCUGGCACUCAAUUUAACGGCACGGUGACCUCAACCAUUUCAAGCAUCUUCAACUUCGACAUCCCCCCGUCUGAUUCCGGCAAAACUUGCACCCUAAUCUUCUCGUUCCCUCAGGAGGCCGACCUCCAAACUUCGUCCUUCAGCUUCAGCGGGGACGGAAAGAUCGAUGUUGCUAGGCUUUCUGGGGCUGCUUCUAGUUCGACUACCUUUAAUAAUGCACCCUCUGUCUCCCAGGACUUAGGUGAUAUCACUAUCUCACCUGGUAACACAUUUGUGGUUUCGACCUUCUCGUGCCCCGCUGGCCAGACUGUUGCCUUCGAGAUGAAGAAUGCCGGCAGCACUAAUCUCAAUUUCUUCGAAGACUUCAACCCCCCUCCUCUGGGUCUAUUCAUCACUGUCUGCUAA
Penicillium lagena is the source of this 1107-nucleotide messenger RNA. RefSeq lists its product as uncharacterized. The record is from RefSeq and is a predicted model, not a curated record. The coding region runs from base 1 to 1107 and encodes 368 amino acids. The transcript is spliced from 3 exons. Lineage: Eukaryota; Fungi; Ascomycota; Eurotiomycetes; Eurotiales; Aspergillaceae.